Messenger RNA from Labeo rohita (rohu), 5744 nucleotides. RefSeq names its product biorientation of chromosomes in cell division 1-like 1 (gene bod1l1). The record is from RefSeq and is a predicted model, not a curated record. The coding region runs from base 105 to 5417 and encodes 1770 amino acids. NCBI's taxonomy places the organism in Eukaryota, Metazoa, Chordata, Actinopteri, Cypriniformes, Cyprinidae. The transcript is spliced from 24 exons.
ACUUCCGUCUGGUUGUUCAUUCUGUAACGCGGAGCGGCGGUUCGGCUCGUUUCGGAGGUUCUGCUGGACCGAGUUCGGCCGGUUUCGGUUCGGCGAGUGUCGCGAUGUCGGCGCUUCAUCCCGGUGACCCGCAGCUGGUGUCGAUGAUCGUUAAUCACCUGAAGACGGAGGGUCUGUUCGAUCAGUUCCGCAGAGACUGUCUGGCGGACGUGGAUACAAAGCCGGCGUAUCUGCACUUACGACAGCGAGUCGACAACUUUGUGUCCAACCAUCUGGCCAACCACACAUGGAGCCCACAGCUGAACAAGAACCAGCUGAGAAACAGCAUCAGGCAGCUGGUCCUACAGUCCGGUAUGCUGGAGCAGGGAGUGGACAGGAUCGUGGCUCAGGUUGUUGAUCCAAAGGUCCAUCACACAUUUCGGCCGCAGGUGGAGCGCGUCGUCCGCAAGUUUCUGUCUCCAAACGGCCACGUGGAGGAGGAUGAACUUCCUCCUGUAGCUCCGCCCCCUCCUGUGGAAAACCAGGAAGCUGAACUGCUGACUCCAGACAACGGAAGUGAUGCAGCUCCAGCUGGGAGCUUCAGCGCUGAUGUUCAGAUCCCAGAGACCAGCGGCGCUGAACACGAGCACAGAGAGGAGGAGAUGGACAUCAGCCUCACAGAGGAGGAGCAGCACAUUGUGGAGAUGAAAGAGGAGCUAGAGGAGGAGCAGCCUGGGAAGGAGGAAGAGGAGGAGAAGAACACAGAGAUGGAAGUGGAAACAGAGGAGGUGAAAGAUGAGGGAGACACAGAGAACAGCAGUAAAUCAUCAGGGAAAAUUAAAGAGGAGAACCGCGACACUGACUCGCAGAAACCCUCCAGCGUCAAACAGAAGACCAGAGAACGACUGAGAGAAGAGUACUCAUUGGAGGAAUCUGAUCUGGAGGGUCUUAGCGACAUCACCGUGAGUUCGGUCCACACCAGCGAUCUGUCCUCGUUUGAGGGAGACAGCGAUGAGGACGAGGCGCCAUCUGAGUCCACUGAGGAGGGAGAGAUCAGCUCUGAGGAUGAGGGAGGGCGGAAGACGCCGACCGAAGACGACUCUGAGGGUGGCAAGGAGAAGAAGCCCCGUGGCGUGAGACAGGGAUACGUACACAAACCCUUCCUGUACUCGCGCUACUACAGCGACUCUGAUGACGAGGUGACAGUGGAGCAGCGACGACGCUCAGUGGCCAAAGACAAAGAAGAGCGUCUGUUGAAGCGGCAGCAGAACCGUGAGCGAAUGGAGGAGAAACGCAGACUGAGAGCAGCUCAGAACGAAGAGCAGGAUCGCAAAAAACAGGCGACUCUUUCUGCAGUUCAGAGACCUCGUGCCAAAGAGGCUCGAAAAGAGAAGAAGGUCCUGGAGAAGAAAGUGGCUCUGAGCAGACAGAGAAAGAGAGACAGAAAAGAGGACGACAGGAAGAAAAGUGAUACUGAAGGCGAUUCAGUCAACAAAGACGUGAAGCCCGCAGGUCUAAAGUCAGUGCGACGACCGUCUGAGCUGGAGGAGCAGCGUAAGAAGAAGUCGGACAGCGAGGAGAAAGUCCCUGACAAAAACCGCGUUCACUCCUUCAUCCUGGACCUGGAGCUUGGAACAGAGGAGCGCCGGAAAACCGUUCGGAAAGACUCGCUUUCCAAAGAAAAGGAGCGCAAGGACAAAGAGAAGGAGAAAGAGCGUGCCGCCCCUGACGAACGACUCAAGCACAAACUCAAGACGGAGAGCAGGAAGAGCGGAGAUGUCACCACCGACGAGAAAGACGGAGGGACUGCGAAAGCAGCAGCUGACGAGAAGAAGGUGUCAAAGGUCAAGCCAGACAGGAAGAGUUCUGUGUCUUCCCGAGAAAGCAAGACAAGUGUGUCUGAAGCUGCGGAGAAAGGAAAGACGGCUGUGAACGAGAAGGAGAAACAGAAGGUGAGCGCCAAGGGCGACUCGAAGCUGCUCCGGCGUUUGGACUCCACCGGCUCUUCAGAGGAGAGGUCAGAGGUCGAGACGGGUUCAGAGAUCAGCCGGAAGAAAGACAAGCACCCUAAAGAAGUUCCCAAGAGGUUAAAGAGUCACUCAGAGGCUAAACCGGGAGAGAAGCCUAAGGUGCGGACGGAGAGGAAGGAUUCGUCCACAGACAAGAACCACCCGCAGAAAUCCGGCUCGGAAACCGAGAGCGACGUCCGAAAGGCAGAGACAGGGCCAAAGGUCAAAUCCCUAACAGAGAAACACAAGUCUAAAUCCCAGAAUCCCAAAUCGGACAAAAAACAAGAAGCCAAGACUAAACCAGGAACUGCAGAACAGAAAAAAGAAGACAAGAAAACCUCAGAGGAGAAGACAAAGGACGCAAAGGUUGCGAAGAAAAUGACUGAGAAGAAGGUGCAGAAAGACACCGAACAGAAGUCAGAAGAGAAGGAGAGUUCCAGCGCUGGAGAACCAGAACAUGAAGUGCCGACUGCACCGGAACCCGUCGCCAUCUCCAGCACCACACCUCUACCGGACGACCCUUACGGCGCCCUGAGCGACGUCACUCCUGAAUCCGAUGAUGAGGAGGUGGAGCUCAAAGAGCCACGGCCACUGUCAGCAGAAGCCGACGCCCUCUUGAGCCUGAUGGACGUCCGCACCUCCGCCCCAGACCUCGCUGCGCAGCAAGAAACGGAAGCCGAUAUGAAGAUGAAGGAAGCGGCUCUUACGCUACUCUCCAUGGAUCCAGAUAUGGCACGCUCCUCUGACCUCAUGGCCGCAGAUUCUCAGGUUUCAGCGAAGACGCUCCCUACAGGUACUGAGGACAAAGGAAGUGUGUUGGAAUACUCUGAAACUGAGUCCGCUGUAAUCGCUGCAUCUGCCACAGCAGAGCCUAUGGAGACAGAGGCACUCGGGUUACAGGAAGUGACAUCAGCGGCUGGUGAUGAGCAGACACAUGAGAGAGACACGCAGACCCUUGCUGAAUGUACACACACCACUGCAGACGCAGCCGAAUUUACAGCAACGACCACUGCAGACGCAGAUGAGCCCAUAGAGACUCUGACUGUAGACACAGUUGCCCCCACGCAGACCCUUACGGUAAAUGCAGGCGAGUUUACACCGAUGACUCCUGCAGACGCAGCUGAGACCACACCGACCCCUAAUGCAGACGCAAAUGAGCCCAUAGAGACUCCGACUGCAGAUACAGUUGCCCCCACCCAGACCCUCACUGCAGACGCAGCUGAAUUUACACCAAUGACCACUGCAGACACAGCUGUGACUGCGCAGACCCUCAUUUUGGAUGCAGCUGAACUUACAGCGAAGACCCCUGCUGACGCAGAUGAGCCCAUAGAGACUCUGACUGCAGACACAGCUGCCCCCACGCAGACCCUCAUUGCAGACGCAGCUAAAAUUACACCGACAACCACUGCAGAUGCAGCUGAAUCUGUGCCGACAGUCCCUGAAGAUGUAGCUGAGCCUAUGGAGAUCCUAACUGCAGAUGCAGUCGAGUCCAAGCAGACUCUCGCUGUAGAUACUACAGAGUCAACGCAGACACUAACUACUGAUUCUACAGAAUCUGCGCAGGCUCUCACUGCAGACGCUGAUGACUCUACGCAGACCCCCACUACAGAGUCCAUGCAGAUCCAUAAUUCAGACGUUGACAAGUCCACAAAGACCCUCACAACCCAGACCUUCACAGCUGAAUCUAAGGUCAGCACAGAUGCAGCUGAGCUGAUGGACAUGGCGGAGUCUAUGCAAAUGCAGGCUGCAGACGCAACCGAGUCUGUGCAGACUGACAUUACAGACACUGCUGAGACAGUGCAGACCCUCACUGCAGACAUGGAUGAGUCACCUGCUCAGACCCUCACUGAGGAUGCAGCUGAAUCAAUCCCGGCUGUCACUGCAGAUGCAGCUGAGUCUGCACAGACCCUCACAGAUAGGGAAGAGCCUGUGCAGACCCUCACGGAAAAAACAGCAGAACCUGCACCAACAGUCACUGCAGACGCAGCUGAGACUGCAGACACAAAAGUGACAGAUACUGAUGAGCCUGCGCAGACCCUUACAGCAGACACGAAAGAGGCCGAUUCAAAUGAGCCUGCGCAGACACUCACCACAGAAACAGAGGAGACUGUGCAGACCCUCACUGCAGAAACAAAAGAGACAGAUACAGAUGAGUCUGCGCAGACACUCAGAAUAGAUGCAGCUGAGCCUGUGCAGACUGUCAUGGAUAACACAGCAGAACCCAUGCUGAAAGUCACUGCAGACGCAGCUGAGCCUGCACAGACCCUAAUGGAAAACACAGUAGAACCUGUGCCAACAGUCACUGCAGACACCCCUGAGUCUGCGCAGACCCUCACCACAGACACAGAGGAGACCUUCACUGCAGAAACAAAAGAGACACAUACAAAUCAGUCUGCACAGACACUCGGCUCAGAGGCAGCUGAGCCUGCACAGACCGUUAUGGAAAACACAGCAGAACCUGUGCCAGCAAUCACUACAGACACAGCUGAGUCUGCGCAGACACUCAGUCCACAGAUGGACUCUACAGACACAGGUGCUGCUUCUGUCACAGAGGAGCAGGAACAGAAGUCAUCUGACGCCUCUGAAACGGUGGAGCAGAAUGAGAGCGUCACACGGAGAGGACGAUCAGCCGCUCAGAGGACAGCAAAUCAAACCAGAACCGAUACCGAAAAAGAGCAAACAGCUACUAAAGAGUGUGAGGAAGAAGAAGAGGAGCGGUCGAGCAGGACUCCACGCAGAGGAAGAUCCUCCAAAGCAUCUGAUGCUCCACAGAGAGAAACACGCUCUGCUUCACAGCCAAAAGAGGCGGAGUCAGCUGUAGAGGAGGAGCCAAAAGAGCAGGGACGCAGGAGUCGCCGCUCCGCAGCUCAGACCAGAGACACUCCACCAGUGAAACCUGCACUGAAAAGGAAGAGAUCAGAUGAUCUUCCUGCUUCUGCUCCAGACUCAACAGCAGAGAUGAAAGAAGAACCGGAACAAUCUGCCAAACAGAGAAAAGAUGAAGCGAGUCCGACUGAAGAUCAGGAUGCGACCAAAGCGAGUGAUGAAGAGGAGGAGAGGAAGGAUGAGGAAGAUGUGACUGAGGACCAGCAGCGAAAACCGGCCCGUCGCGGACGACCCUCCAAAACGUCCUCUGCCACAGAUGACUCAGAUACAGGAGCAUCAGAGAAAAGAGACGGAGAAAAGGAGGAGGAUGAAGAAGAGACCAAAAGCAGAGCGACGACCCGCGCCGCGUCCCGUCUGGAGGCAGAGAAGAAUAAACCCAGCAAACCGUCCACUCGAGCGCUCACGAAACUCAGCGGGAAAGAGGAAAACUCCCCAAACACACGAUCGGCGAGGGGACGCAAGCGUGACUCGAGUCCUGCGCUUCCUCGCACACGUGGAGGACAGAAAUCUGACGAUCCGCCUUCAAAAAGAGCCAAACGAUGAUGAGCCUCAGUUUUAUGUCAUCAAGUUCAUCGUUAGUAGAAGGUCAGAGAGUGUUGGGAAAUGAAUCUGAUUCAGCAGCAGAGAAUCAACACGAUUCAGACGGAUGAUGAAGAGCUGCUGUGUGUAGAAAUAACACAUUCAAUUCAUCAACGCCAGUGUUGACUGUGAGAAAAUGCAGGUGGUACACCACUCGUGUGUGUGUGUGCGCGCGUUUGUGUGUGUGUGUGUGUGUGUGUGUGAGUCUCAGAGAUGCUCAUUCUGUGAAUGUCAGUAUUUUUCCAUUUUAUAUUUUUACCUUUUUAUUAUAAACCCCAAUAUUGCUCUGAU